UGCGCAGUGCAAAGAUGGCUCAAUCCAGAAGAAAACAUUAUGGAGUUUCCCUGUGCCUCGUGAUCUCCCUUUUUGUGGGUUCUCUAAACGCCGAGUGUUGCAAGGAGGGCGAGACGAAGGUCGAUGAGGAGGACUGCACCAAGUAUCAAGUCUGCUGCCAUGGCGAGUUCGUGUCCAAGUCCUGCGGAAGUGGCGACUACUGGAACUCGGAAAUCGAACUCUGCGAGAAGGACAGUGGCCAGUGCCAAGCGCCAAGUUGCAAAUGUGGAGAAAUCGAACCAAAUCCCGACGAUUGUGCAGGUUAUUUGGAGUGUGUGAACGGCACUUGGGUAAAUCAAAUUUGUUCGGAUGGAAACUACUUCAAUUCGACCCAGAACAAGUGCGUUGUGGACACGUGUGGAGUUUGCGUUAAUUGCACUGAGGGAAACGAAAAGGAGGAUCCCAAUGAUUGUGCCAGCUUUCUGAUUUGCCUCAAUGGCAAAUACGUGUCCAAGUCCUGUCCCAGCGGAGAGUACUGGGAUUCCGAGAUCGGGAAGUGUGAAUUGGACGAGGGUCAGUGCAAUCCCACUCCACCCUGCAAGGAGGGGGAAACCGAGGUGGAUCCCACGGAUUGUGCGGGUUACUUGAUCUGUUCGAAUGGAAUCCUUUAUCCACAGAGUUGCCCCGAAAGAGCUUAUUUCAAUGAAACCUAUAAGACCUGCAUUCCCGAUGAGAAGGGAGUUUGCCUGAAUUGCACAGAGGGAUCCUUGGAACCGGAGCCAUCUGACUGCACCAAGUUCAAGGUUUGCACAGGUGGAAAGUAUGUCACAAAGUCUUGUGAUGACGGGGAUUACUGGAACAACAAGACGAAGGUUUGUGAGAAAGAUAAUGGUCAAUGCAAUGGCAAUGGAUCUAAUUGCACUGAAGGCGUUAUCGAAGAAGAUCCUAACAAUUGUGCUGGUUACCUGAUCUGUUCGAAUGGCAGUCUGGUGGAAAAGCAGUGUGCCGACGGAGCUUACUUCAAUAAUUCCACUCAAACCUGCAUUCCCGAUGAGAAGGGAGUCUGCCUGAAUUGCACGGAGGGAACCUUGGAGCCCGAACCAUCCGACUGUACCAAGUACAAGGUUUGCACAGGUGGAAAGUAUGUUACAAAGUCCUGCGAUGACGGAGAUUACUGGAACAACCAGACGAAGCUUUGUGAGGAAGACAAGGGUCAAUGCAAUGGCAAUUCAUCCUCAUGUACUGAAGGCGAACUCGAAAGAGAUACUUCAGAUUGCGCUGGUUACCUGAUCUGUUCGAAUGGAAGCCUCGUGGCAAAGAAGUGCCCUGACGGAGCUUACUUCAAUACGACCCUGAAGACUUGUGUCCAGGACACCGAUGGAGUCUGUCUGAAUUGCACCGAGGGCGCGAAGAAGGCCGAGCCCAGCGACUGUGCCAAGUACCAGAUCUGCGCCGGUGGAAAGUACCAGGUGAUGUCCUGUGCCAGCGGCGAGUACUGGAAUAACAAGUCCACCAUCUGCGAGAAGGACAAUGGCGAGUGCCACGGCAACGCCACCUGCACUGAGGGUGCGGUGAGGGAGAACCCCGCCGAUUGCACCGGUUAUCUGGAGUGCAUACACGGCGACUAUGUGGCCAGGCAGUGUUCCGCGAAGGAGUUCUUCAAUGCCACGUCGAAGGAGUGCGAGGUGGACACGGAUGGCGUGUGUAUACCCAAGACCUGUGAUCCCGAUUGCUGCGACGUGCCCAACAACUCCAUCUGGCCGGUGGAGAACAACUGCUCGGCCUUCUUCUAUUGCGUGGAUGGCGCUAAAAUCGAGCAGAGGUGCCAGUACAACCUGCAGUUCAACAACAAGACGGACCAGUGCGACUAUCCCGAGAACGUGGGCUGCGACGACGGAUCCGCUCCGCCCAGUGGACCCACCGCCGGUCCCUCGGGAACCUACUGCGAGAGCCAGGGCGAGUGCGUGGGCAAGCGGGACGGCACCAUGCUCCCCGAUCCCAGCGGCAAGUGCAGCUCCUCCUACGUCGUCUGCCAGUGCGAGUGCGAGGUGAACUUCAGCUGCUCCUCGGGGCUGCUCUUCAACAAGGCGGUCAACUCCUGCGACUGGCCCGAUAAUGUAGAUUGUGUAGACCAAAUUCCAAGGAAAACUGUUGAUCUAAGCACACAAUUAUCGUUGUCGGAAUCCAAUUCACCAGAGUGUUUGACUUCUUCGGAAAUGGAUUCCUCAUAUUGUCUAACCUUAUCGAAUGGAUUUUAUCAAUAUCCGUAUGACUGCAGCGCAUAUAUAUCUUGUAAUGAUUCAUGCGCCGAUUUGGAGUACUGUCCGGAUGGAAAACUUUUCAACAGUCCUUUGCGCAUCUGCGAUACUCCAGAAGCAGUCGAUUGCAAUCCGAUGCCAUAUCCAACACCUCCAUCCACGGAAUUACCACCAGAGAAUCCCUGUGAGGGCGUAAAAAACAACACUUUGAUUCCCUCCGCUGAUAAAUGUAAUGAAUUCAUUGUUUGUGUAAACCAGCAAAGUGAAGUGUAUAGAUGUCCUGGUGAAUUGCUUUUCAAUCCCGAUCUUAAAGUUUGUGAUGAUAAGGAUAAUGUGUUGUGCUACGGUGACCGAACUACCGAGGAUCCUUUGACAACAACAGGGAAUGUUGAGGAAUCCUUUACAAAAUGCGAGGGUCAAAAAGCAGGAACAACCUAUCCGUAUAUUGAAAAUUGUCAAGAAUAUUACUACUGCUGGGGAAACAAUUCCUACAUAAUUCUGCCCUGUCCCGUUGAAAAUUGGUUUAAUCCGAUGAGCGGCAAUUGCGGUCCUGAAAUAUCACCCAAAGCUUGCAGAGAUUUGGUGGCUACAACUGCUUCUCUUUCUACCACUCCAAUUUCUACCACAGAUGCUCCCAAAACAACGGAAGUCACCGAAGUGAAUCCCUGUGAAAAUCAGGAACUGGGAGCAAGUUUCCCACUGAAAACCAACUGCCAAAUGUAUCUUUUAUGCCUAGGAAGUGGCCAGUCGACUACAGCAAAAUGUCCAUCAAAUGCCUGGUUCGAUCCAAAAACUGGCGACUGUGGACCAAAUGUAUCGCCAACUGCUUGCCAGGAAUCAGAAACAAUCACCACAACAGUUGCCACAACUCAUUCGAGUAAUCCCUGUGCCGAUCAGGAGUUGGGAGUAUCUUUUCCAAUGGUGACGAAUUGCAAACAAUAUAUUGUGUGCAUGGGAAAUGGCGAAUCCUCCGUGGCUAAUUGCAUUUAUAAUGCCUAUUUCGAUCCGCAAACUGGAAAUUGUGGACCCGAAGUUUCACCAACGGCUUGUAAGGAAACUGAAUCCACGACAAGUCCUGCAACCACUUCUCCAACAACAAUUGCAUCCACUUGGUUGACCACCUUACCCACAAUUUAUCCAGAGGAAACAACAGAAAUACCAUCGGAUACUUCAGGUAUUUGUACUGGACAGAUCGAUGGUUAUUAUGCCACUUAUCCCGAGGACUGCAGCAAAUAUAUAUUGUGUGCUAGUCCAGUGCCAAUAGCAUUUUACUGUCCAGAAGGAUUGUUUUUCAAUGAAGAGCUGCAAAAUUGUGUGGAAUGGGAAUCGAGCGAGUGUCCCAAAGAUGAUACCACAACUGCAUAUCCUGACCUUACAACUCUCAGUCCAGAAGAUUCGAUCUGCUUUAAUAACUCUGGUAAUAACUUGCCCUACCAGGAAAAUUGCCAAUGGUUUAUAAAAUGCGUGGAUGAUAGUUCUUAUAUGAUGGGGAUCUGCAGCAGUGGCGAGUUUUUCGAUCCUUUGAGUGGAGAAUGCGGCUUUGAUGUCUCACCGGAAGCCUGUCGUGAAUCCUUCACCACUGUUGUUACAGAAACCACACAGGAAUCGACCACAGUCACCACCGAAAGUACUCCAAAAACCGAAGUAGAUCCUUGUGAAGGAGCUGCUGAGGGAAAACUGGUUCCCUAUCCGGAUGACUGUACAAAGUUUAUACAAUGUGUUUGGCCCACUCCAAAGGUCUACGACUGCCGCGAAGGUCAGGAGUUCAGUGCCUCUUUGGAAAGGUGUAUGGCUCCGUGGUACGCGAAUUGUUCGAUUCCUGCCACAACUACAACUGCCUUUCCCAUCACAACAACCACAUUGCCGUCGCAGGAUGGCUUUUGUGAGGGCAAAGGCGAAGGAUCUUUGGUUCCUUACCCCGGGAACUGCAGCAAGUACAUUGUUUGCCGGGAUCCCAUUCCAGUGGGUUACGCUUGUCCGGAGAACGAGGAAUUCAGUCCCACAGUUUUGACCUGCAUGGAUGCUGAACUGGCUAACUGCAAACCCAGUGGCUUAAGACUUCUUUCUACUAAUUUGUUAACGAGAAAGUACUCAAAUGGGCAGACCGUUUCACUUUGGCAGUCUUUUAAAAGGAUUGCAAAUUGGUUUUCGUUUUAAAGCCACAGAAUUGAGUUGUACUUCUUUAACAAACAGCCAUGACCUGAAAUAAGGUUACAAAACAAAAAUACAAAAAUUUAUUUUUAUGAUACAACCGCUUCUAUAGAAAUAACCGGUGAAAAUAUGGAUAAAUAA
Messenger RNA from Drosophila ficusphila, 4529 nucleotides. RefSeq lists its product as uncharacterized. NCBI's taxonomy places the organism in Eukaryota, Metazoa, Arthropoda, Insecta, Diptera, Drosophilidae. The record is from RefSeq and is a predicted model, not a curated record. The transcript is spliced from 3 exons. Gene Ontology annotation, molecular function: chitin binding. Gene Ontology annotation, cellular component: extracellular region. The coding region runs from base 15 to 4394 and encodes 1459 amino acids.